Molecule: messenger RNA, 3132 nt
Organism: Andrographis paniculata
Lineage: Eukaryota; Viridiplantae; Streptophyta; Magnoliopsida; Lamiales; Acanthaceae
Product: transcriptional corepressor LEUNIG_HOMOLOG
Exons: 20
Coding region: 454-2799 (781 amino acids)
Molecular function (GO): protein binding; transcription corepressor activity
Source: RefSeq, a predicted model, not a curated record
GUGUCUUAGGCUCAGAUCCCUGCGGGACUGCUUUUUUCCAGCUAUUUUCGACUUUCUGUUGCCGAUUUUUCCGUUCUCUGUAACUUCGUCACUCGAAGUCGAGCUCCUGUCUUUGUUGUGGAAAUCUGGAGCUGUCCUUCUGGAGUUGGAGGCAGAGCUGACCUGCAUGUUUUUGAAUUGUGGAUUGUGUUGGGAUUAAUCGCGGGGGAACUUUGUGGAAUUAGAAACCGAGAUCGCGAUCCGUGUGUUGAAUUUGAUAAGUAGUUGGAGUUCCGAGUUCGAGAUUUGUGGACUUGGUGGAAUACUUGGAUUUACUUGAAGAAUUAAAGGUUAUCGGUGUUGAUUUGGUUCGAACUAUAGGGUUUUUGAUGCAAGGAUCUUGCUGCCGAUCCUGAUUUCUCCAAUUGAGAAAGUGAAGAGUCUCGGGGAGUAAAAUCUGGUGGAGUGAUAGCCAUGGCGCAGAGUAACUGGGAAGCAGAUAAAAUGCUCGAUGUCUACAUCCAUGACUACUUGUUGAAACGGAAAUUGGUUAACUCUGCAAAAACUUUCAUGUCGGAGGGAAAAGUUGCUACUGAUCCUGUGGCUAUUGAUGCGCCUGGAGGAUUUCUCUUUGAAUGGUGGUCGGUCUUUUGGGAUAUCUUCAUUGCAAGAACUAAUGACAAGCAUUCGGAAGCAGCAGCAGCUUACAUAGAGACACAACAAAUUAAAGCAAGGGAGCAGCAGCAGCUGCAAAUGCAGCAGUUGCAUCUCAUGCAGCAGCGUAAUGCCCAGUUACAGCGAAGGGAUCCUAACCAUCCUCCACUUGGUCCAAUGAACUCCAUGAAUUCUGAAGGAAUGAUAGGGCAGCAAUCUGCUAGUGUAUUGGCUAUGAAAAUGUAUGAAGAACGCAUGAAGCAUCCUAAUUCCAUGGAUUCUGAGACUUCUCCCAGUGUUAUUGAUGCUAAUAGGAUGGCACUUCUUAAGUCAGGUCCCAAUCAACAAGGACAAUUGAUGCAAGGAAGCUCUGGGAGCAUGUCUGCAGCAUUGCAGCAGAUGCAAGGGGGGCGGCCUCAACUGACCAAUGACAUUAAAACUGAAGUUAAUUUGGGGGGAACUCAAAAAUCUAUGCCUAUGGACCCAGCAUCUAUAUAUGGUCAAGCAAUUCUUCAGUCAAAGUCUGGACUCAGCGGUGCAGGACUGAGCCAAGGAGUGACGAGUCUUCCAUUGAAGGGAUGGCCACUGACAGGAAUUGAUCAAUUACGGCCUGGUUUGGGUUUGCAAGUACAAAAACCCAAUCUGCAGGCUCAAAACCAGUUUCUAUUAGCCUCACAGCAGCAGCAGCAGCAGCAGGCUCUAGCCCAAGCUCAGGCACAAGGAAACCUUGGAAACUCUGGCAAUUAUGGGUUUGGUGGUUUACCGCGGGGUAACUUUAACGCAAAAGAUGGCCAACCUCCAAGGAAUGAUGGGCCUAUUUGCUCUCCAGUGCAAUCAAAUUCACCAAAGAUGAAAAUGGCUCAAAUGUCACAGCCGUCCUCUCAACAACCGGAUCAGUUGCAGCAGCAGCAACAACAAUUGCAACAGAACAACAGGAAGCGGAAACAACAUUCCUCCUCUGGUCCUGCUAACAGUACAGGUACUGGAAAUACAGUGGGCCCUUCCCCAGGCUCACCACAGUCAACUCACACCCCGGGUGAUGGAAUGACUACUGCUAGCAGCCUGCAGCAUGUCAAUAAUGUCUCUAAGAGUAGUAUGAUGAUGUAUGGUACAGAAGGUGCUGGUGGAUUUGCAUCAUCUACAAACCAACUUGAUGACUUGGAGAAUUUUGGAGAUGUUGCUUCUCUGGAAGACAAUGUUGAAUCGUUUUUGUCGCAUGAUGGAGGAGAUGGAAAUUUAUAUGGGUCUUUAAAACAAACUUUGACAGAGCACAAAGCAGAGACAUCAAAAGGUGUCUCGUUUGGAGAGUUGGGUUGUAUUCGAACAAGAAAUAAGGUGACUUGUUGCCAUUUUUCUUCUGAUGGAAAGUUGUUGGCUAGUGCUGGUCAUGACAAAAAGGUGGUUCUUUGGAACAUGGACAAUCUGCAAACAGAAACUACUCCGGAGGAGCAUCAAAUCUUAAUCACUGAUGUUCGAUUCCGCCCAAAUUCAACUCAACUUGCGACGGCAUCAUUUGACAAGUCUGUCAGAUUGUGGGAUGCUGCUAAUCCGAGCUAUUGUCUAAAUGCCUACACAGGGCAUGCAUCCCAUGUGAUGUCCCUGGAUUUCAAUCCUAAGAAGAACGAUCUUUUCUGCUUUAGUGAUAGUAACAAUGAAAUUCACUAUUGGAAUAUCAGUCCAUUUUCGCGCACCCGGAUUUCUAAGCAAGGAGGUUCCGCCCAAGUGCGAUUCCAACCUGUAACCGGACAUCUACUGGCAGCAGCAUCAAGCAAAGUGGUUUCUAUAUAUGAUGUUGAAAAUGACAGACAAAUCCAUUCUUUCCUGGGACAUUCUGGCGAGGUGAACUACCUUUGUUGGGAUCUUACAGGCGACCUCUUGGCUUCUGUCAGCGAUGACUGCAUCAAAGUUUGGUCACUGAAUUCCGGAGAGUUCAUCCAUGAGCUCCCCUCCAAUGGAAAUCAAUUCCUUUCCUGUGUCUUCCAUCCUACUUAUUCUGCUCUCCUGGUGAUCGGAGGAUCGAGAUCUCUGGAACUGUGGAACAUGUUGGAGAACAGAAGCAUGACAGUUGCUGCCCAUGACGAUAUAAUCGCUGCUUUGGCCCAGUCACCCGUGACAGGAAUGGUUGCCUCUGCCAGCCACGACAACUCUGUGAAGCUAUGGAAGUAAGCAAGCCAGCAGAAAAUGAACGAUGCCAGAGUCAAGAAACCUUUGAUUAACAUACUAGGUAAACUUGCCAUAGUACUCCUGGGAUGCUGUCUUAAUCUUAUUGCAUGCAAAAUGUGAAUCUAUUGUGUGGUUAUAAGCUUAUACUAAUGUGUCUAAUCAACGUUCUAUCGGGGUGAAUUCUAGAAAAGAGAGAGAGAGAGAGAGAGAGAGAGAGAGAGAGAGAGAGAGAAGCAACUGCCUUAUUAAGAACAAAAUUCUGUGAUUAAUUCAUACUCCUGCUUCUUGUGCUAUUCUCAAUAAACCAUCCUAAUUUAUCUGAUAGUUUUUUAGUUU